Symbiodinium sp. CCMP2456 is the source of this 465-nucleotide messenger RNA. The record is from the annotation of a GenBank genome assembly. Lineage: Eukaryota; Dinophyceae; Suessiales; Symbiodiniaceae.
GCAACGGCAGCGGACUUGGCGAGCAAUGGCGAAGAAUGCCUGCUGCCACUGAUCCAAAGUGCUGAGGAGUUGCUCCGCGAGUGGGCCGACUCUGCCUUGACGACGGAGAGCACCGCCGCCGCGGACAUGGACGAGGCAGACGAUCAGGCGGUGGCGCUGGCGCUUUUUCAGGAGCUGGCAGAGGCGCAGAUGGCAAUGACGCCAAUGGAGGAGCAAAAGCUGGGCCGGCGGGCGAUGUUUUCGCAUCACAUCAUCGCGCCAUCCAAGCGGCAGGCCAUCAAACACUGGGCAGAGCAGUUGCGCUUGGGUGGUUUGGCCAAAAUCGGGUGGCCGGGCAUCAUCAUUGUCGAAGGCAGUGAGCGCAACGUUGCAGCUUACGUGGAGGCCCUGAGCCGCCUGCGCUGGAAGCACUUCGUGGUCCGUGGUGAGCAGAUGAUCGACAUUCCACCGGGACGGUCGCUGGAG